Messenger RNA from Entamoeba nuttalli P19, 204 nucleotides. Its product is annotated as iron-sulfur cluster-binding protein, putative. The transcript has a single exon. Gene Ontology annotation, molecular function: electron transfer activity; iron ion binding. Lineage: Eukaryota; Evosea; Mastigamoebida; Endamoebidae. The coding region runs from base 1 to 204 and encodes 67 amino acids. The record is from RefSeq and is a predicted model, not a curated record.
AUGUCAAAGGUAUAUCACACAGAUGGUAAAACUAUAACAAUAAAUACUGAUUAUUGUAUUGGUUGUGGGGCAUGUGUAGAUAUUUGUCCUACUGGUGUACUUGAUGUAGUUGAUAGAAAGAGUAUGGCUGUUAACAUUGACAAUUGUUGUAAAUGCAGGGAAUGUACAGGAGUGUGCCCAGUUGAUGCAAUAACUAUAGACUAA